Molecule: messenger RNA, 618 nt
Organism: Botrytis deweyae
Lineage: Eukaryota; Fungi; Ascomycota; Leotiomycetes; Helotiales; Sclerotiniaceae
Exons: 1
Coding region: 1-618 (205 amino acids)
Source: RefSeq, a predicted model, not a curated record
AUGGUCAAACAAGCAGAACCUCAAAGUAGCCCCAUGCCUAGCAUGCCUACAGGUGCCUCCAGCCAAAUCCUGAAAUCGACCGGCUUUCGAAAGUUUUCUGCUGUGGCUAUGAUUGUUCUUCUUUACACUACUGCAACUCCGUUCAGUCCAAUAGCAUGGCUCACCUCCUCAAUCGAAGGCUCGUUGUUCCUCGAUCGAAUUCUCGCCGGCGCCCUCCUCUUUGCAGCCAUGUUUUUUCAAUGGCAAGUUGCGGUGCAAGCUUAUCCCAUUGCCAUAAUUCUCCCGACUGGUAAUCGUACCAUGAUCUCAAACGGAAAUAUCGUACAAUCGACUGGGGAUGUGAUCUGGAUAUACGAGCCUUCGAAAUAUUGGGAAUAUGUGUUGAUGGAAGGGUUGGGAUUGAUAGCGGUUGAAUGGGCAGGAGUAGAACUUAUCAGGAGGGGUGUGGUCAGUCUGGUCAUCGCGGCAUUGUGGAUAGUGGGUUGGAGUGUUACGCCAGAGCGAACGAAGAGGCAGGGGUGGGAAUAUUUGAAGAAAUUCUGGUUUUGGAUCGCGUUGGAUGAGAUUAUGAAGGUGGGACGGGGUGGUGGUGGUGGUAUGAGGAGAAAGAGAUGGUAA